CUUGCUUGCACAGGGGCUAUAUGCAUGCACUCUGUAUAAAUGAAUAUACAUAUCUAUAGACACACAUACACACACACACACACACAGGCUUGCACAAUAUGCAUACACUGUGCAUAAAUAUAUAUAGGCACACUUACAAAGACACAUACACACACAGUACACAAGGACAGCACAGCUGGAUCUCUCCCCUGAUGAUCUCAGGAUCCCCUUUGUCCUCUGACAGUUUCUGAGCUGCUAAUUUUCUUUAACUCUAAGUCCAUUUGUCUCCCCCCUCCUGCAGCUGGAAGUGUUUCCUCUGUGUGCCGCAGAGAAAGGGAGGGAGGAAGGAAGUGACAAGGAGGGGAGCUGCACCUAUUUCUGUGGGAUGCAGGGAAACUAGACCCCAAUAGUGGCCGUGUCCUCUGUCAGCACAUCCCCUCCCAUAUCUUCUGUCUGUGCUUUCUGUUACUUUGUUCUGGGAGCCUUCUGGAUGUCCCCUCACUGAGUCAGCCUGGAGGAGAGCCUGUCUGCUGGUGGGAUGUGGAGAGCUGGGCAUCCCACGGUCCAGGAUGGCGUACCCCAGCACUGUCGCUCUCCUUCCUUUGAGGAAUGCACAAAUCUUCCUGAACCUAAAGCUUCCAUACCUCCCAAACCCAAGGUUUUAACCACUCCCAGACCUGAAGCCUCCAGACCUGCUACUGAGCGCUCCUCAGAUACCACAACAUAUGAUUUAUCCCGUCUACGCAGCUCUUCUGUGGAGAUCAGAGAGAAGGGCUCAGAAUUCCUUAGAGAGGAGCUCUUGAGAGCCCAAAAGGAGCUGAAGCUGCGAGAUGAGGAAUGUGAGCGAUUGUCUAAAGUCAGAGAGCAGCUGGAGCAGGAAUUGGAGGAGCUGACGGCCAGUCUGUUUGAGGAGGCGCACAAGAUGGUGCGAGACGCCAAUACCAAGAAGGCUGCGUCCGAAAAACAGCUCCAGGAAGCCCAUGGGAAGAUUGAUAUGCUUCAGGCUGAAGUCACAGCAUUGAAGACUCUUGUCCUCACCUCCACUCCGUCCUCCCCAAACAGAGACCUACACCCUCAGCUACAGAGUCCUUCUAAGAAUGCACUACGUAAAGGCCACUCGCGCAACAAGAGCGUAGGCUGCGCUGCAAUUUCUCCUUCCUCCGCCCCAGUACAGCCAAUAAGCAGUGAGGCCAAAGAGGUGGACGCCCUUCUAUUAUCAGAGUUUCUGACCUGGAAGGAGAGCCCAACGUUAGACCGCACUUGUACGUUCCUCUCUCGCAUUUACCGUGAGGAUAUCACCCCUUGUCUGGAUUUUGCCAAAAGAGAGCUAUCAGAACAGGUCCUCACUGCCGUGGAAAGAAACACACUUUCAGUGGAACCUGUUGUUCAGCCGACGCUGCCUGUGGUUAAAGCUUCUGCUGUACAACGCGGAGGUCCCAGCACUUGUCGGACAGAGGUUGUAACGAAAUGUGCGCUCAGUGGCCUAUCGCGUUCCUGCCGCCAUCGCAUCAAGCUGGGGGAUUCUGAAAACUACUAUUUCAUCUCACCAUCCUGCCGGUACAGGAUAACAGCCGUGUGUAAUUUUUUCACUUACAUCCGUUAUAUACAACAGGGUCUGGUACGACAAGACACGGAGCUGGUUUUCUGGGAGAUCAUGAGACUUCGCAGGGAGAUGUCAAUGGCUAAACUAGGCUUCUACAUCAAUGACCUGUAGUUCCAUCUGUGAGCCAUAUCUUACACGGGAGAGAAAUGGAUUGUCCUGAACAGGAACAUAAGAGCACAAGAGUACGUUCACUAGUCAUGAGAACACUAUAGAACCAGGGCCGGACUGGCAAUAAAAAGCAGCCCUGGAAAAAUAUGAAGACCAGCCCUAUUUUCUGUUGAGUCGUUAGAUUGCACAUGCCCCAUUUUUCUCAAAGGGGAUUACAGGGUUACUCCUUCCCCAAUAUUUUUUCACAAUUAAAUUAUAUUACUUUGUAUUAAAUAAAAAUGUCAGAUUGAUGUUAUAUAGGCACCCUACAACCCUAUUGCAUCCAUUAAUACCACAUUUAAAUUGUAGCUUUCCAGCCCCAGCAGCUGCAGCCCACCGGGAAAUUUCCUGGUAUCCUGGUAGGCCAAUCCGGCCCUGUAUAGAACAUUAGAUCAUUCUAAUACUGCAAAAAGAUGUCUAGUUAAAGCAGCAUUACCGACCAUUAGACCUCACAUCUACGUCGUCUGUAUUACCUUACAUCAUAGGCUAGAAUUGGAGCAGAUCCUGAUGUAGCUAUAAUUAUUAUCAGUGUCUGAUCUGCGCAUGGAUGUACGUCCCUGGUGCGGUGCAGAGAAAGGGGAGUAGUGAUACCAAGUAACUGUUUCAUAGGUUUUAUUGUUUUUUUAAUGGUUAUGAUUGCAAUGGAGUCAUAAAAUAAACUCCAAAGAGAGUUUAAAUCCAAGAGAUAA
This is a messenger RNA of Bombina bombina (fire-bellied toad), 2418 nucleotides long. RefSeq names its product RAB3A interacting protein like 1 (gene RAB3IL1). The transcript is spliced from 11 exons. Gene Ontology annotation, biological process: exocytosis. Gene Ontology annotation, molecular function: guanyl-nucleotide exchange factor activity. Gene Ontology annotation, cellular component: Golgi to plasma membrane transport vesicle. Bases 518 to 1693 code for a protein of 391 amino acids. The record is from RefSeq and is a predicted model, not a curated record. Lineage: Eukaryota; Metazoa; Chordata; Amphibia; Anura; Bombinatoridae.